UCGUCGGCCUCGGUCGGGCUAGCCCGUUAGCCAUCGGUCCCCCUGGAUUUGAGUUAUUUUAGCCAGGAACCUCCACAAUGACCCCCUAGAUGCUUCUGAGAUCGACAGCAAUUGGCGUCUCGGGCGAGAGGGAAGGAGCGAGGUUUGAAAGGCUCUGCACCUCCCAGAAGGAAGGGUAGAAAGCGAGCGGGCCCAUGGAGGCAGUAACAUUCAAGGAUGUGGCUGUGGUCUUCACUAAGGAGGAAUUCAGACUGCUGGACUCCACCCAGAGGAAGCUGUACCAAGAUGUGAUGGUGGAGAAUUUUCGGAACCUGCUCUCAGUGGAGUAUCAACUUUUCAAACGAGAUAAGCCAUACUUAGAAAGAGAAGAGAAGCCUCAAAUGAGGAGAGCAGCCCUGAGGGAGAAAGAUUCAGGGAUUAACGGUCAGAGUGCGAGAGGAGCAGUCCGAGGUGGAGGGUCACCCGAAGCCCUUCCCUGCUGGCAGAUCUGGCAGUGGGUCACGGACGACUUAACCACGAGUCAAGACUCUGUGGUAAAUACUCCUCAACUACAGGGCGAGCCUCCCUGCCAGUCCAGGCCAAGGCCAUCUGCUCCCGUUUCUAUAGAUGAGAACUAUAUAAAGAGUCCUACAGUAAAUGUUCCCAUCUACUCUGGAAGGCUCCCACUUCCUACUCUGAGAACCCAGAACACUUUCCUGACUGAGCGGCAGGCUCGUAAGGGUCAGUACUACCAAGUCUCCCAUAGAGAUGAAGCGGGCCAGAGGAAACAGGAAACUCACUCUACAAGCUGGAUUCCAUAUCCCCGCUCUGACCACAGAGGAUACAAGAGUAAGGAGCGGUAUAGCCCCAGUGAUCAUGGGAGAGACGGUGUGGAGGUGGCGCCAUUUGACCAGAAUGGAGUGAUUCACACUAGACAGAAAAGCUCCCAACACAGAGAAGCCGUUACCGAUCCUUCCAGCUCGGAUUCUCACCAAGUGUUAGACUCGGGAGAGAGGGCUUGUGCGUGUGUCGAAUGUGGGAGAGGUUCCCCUUGUGGCACAGAUGGCUGCGUUCAUCAAGAUCGUACAGGAGAAGAACGUAAGGAAUUCGGUCAUAAUCCACAGGAGCGCACCCAUGAGAGGGUCUGCACGCCAGCGAAACCGUACACCUGUGAGCAGUGCAGAAAAGUCUUCACUUGUAAGUCAGCACUUAAUGUCCAUCUGAAAGUGCACACUAGGGAGAGACCUUACAUUUGUGAGACGUGCGGGAGUGCCUUCAGUCAGGCCUCCCACCUCCAGGACCACCAGAGGCUCCACACUGGGGAGAAGCCAUUCAAAUGCGAUGCCUGCGGCAAGAGUUUCAGUCGCAGUUCCCACCUGCGGUCCCACCAGAGGGUCCACACAGGAGAGAAACCAUACAAGUGCGGGGAGUGUGGGAAGAGCUUCAUUUGUAGCUCCAAUCUCUACAUCCAUCAGCGAGUCCACACAGGAGAAAAACCCUAUAAAUGUGUGGACUGCGGGAAAGAAUUUAGUCGCCCCUCGAGUCUUCAGGCCCAUCAGGGCAUUCACACGGGAGAGAAGUCCUACGUUUGUACUAUGUGUGGGAAAGGCUAUACCCUGAAUUCAAAUCUCCAGGUCCACUUGAGAGUCCACACGGGCGAGAAGCCGUACAGCUGUGACGUGUGUGGGAAAGGCUUCAGUCGCUCUUCACAGCUACAGUCCCAUCAGAGAGUCCACACGGGCGAGAAGCCUUACAAGUGUGACGUGUGUGGUAAGAGCUUUGGUUGGCGGUCAAACCUUAUAAUUCAUCACAGAAUCCACAGCAGCGGUAAACCCUACAAGAGCAAGAGAGAUGAUAAAAACAUCAAGGAAUCCAUUCAGGAAAAACGUUCUAUAAAAUAG
Molecule: messenger RNA, 1880 nt
Organism: Mus pahari (shrew mouse)
Lineage: Eukaryota; Metazoa; Chordata; Mammalia; Rodentia; Muridae
Product: zinc finger protein 226-like
Exons: 5
Coding region: 195-1880 (561 amino acids)
Biological process (GO): negative regulation of transcription by RNA polymerase II
Molecular function (GO): DNA-binding transcription repressor activity, RNA polymerase II-specific
Source: RefSeq, a predicted model, not a curated record